This is a messenger RNA of Lepus europaeus (European hare), 3308 nucleotides long. RefSeq names its product maestro heat like repeat family member 8 (gene MROH8). The record is from RefSeq and is a predicted model, not a curated record. NCBI's taxonomy places the organism in Eukaryota, Metazoa, Chordata, Mammalia, Lagomorpha, Leporidae. The transcript is spliced from 24 exons. Gene Ontology annotation, cellular component: cytoplasm. Bases 1 to 3153 code for a protein of 1050 amino acids.
AUGUCCCUGCCCCGCAGGGGAAGGGGCUCCCGCCUGGCCGGCUGCCGAGUGGCGGGCACUAGCGUCCCGCGGGCUACAGCCCUCUCCCCCCAGCGUGCGGGCCGCGGGGCCCAGUCCGUGAGCCAUGCGCAACGCCUCACCCGGCGGCGCCAUUGCUCCCAGCAGGUCCCACCGGAGCCCGAGCCGCAGGCUGACUUCCGCUCGGGAAAGUGGCUCUACGAGCGUGCUGGAGGGGACGCCAGGGACUCGCGGCAAGCACUGCGUGCCGGGAUGGGCUCCAAGCACAGGACCUGUGGCCGAGAACAUGUGGUGAUCCCUUGUGCUUCCGACAAUGAUUCGGGCAGUGUGGAUCUGCAGCUGAGCAACAUUGAGGAUAUUAAAAAACGCCCAAGUAGCAUUGAACUUACAGACUCAGAUAUCUCCGACUUCCCUGGACUCCUACAAGAUCCCCUCGCAGAUAGCUUCACAUCCCUGACCCAUCCGGGACCCUUGGGCGAGGCCCUCGUUGACAGACUGAUCCACUCCAUUGAGGAAGGCCUCCGUGGUGAUCUGAAGGAUGAACAUGCAAAGCUGACAUUCCUGAGAUCUUUGUCUUCUCUCAGCCAAAGCUUACCUUAUGAUGAAACCACAGAGUCCUUCAUUCACAGCCACGUGGACGACAUCGGGCGAGUCCUGAGUGUACUGGUGCAAGAGGAGUCCCUGCACUCUCUGUUCAGCCCCGUGCGCCAGGAGAUCUUUGUCCUCAUUGCUGGCCUCAGCUACCAAGAUGUCCAUCUGCUGUGUGGGUCUGAAGACCGAGCUGACUUGUUCAGUCUGAUCACCAGAAGUCUCAUCACUCUGCCCUCCACGAGGACUCUUACCCAGCUGCAGGAAGUUAUGCCAAACAGGCCCUACAGCUUAGAGUCUCUCUACAGGCAGACCUUCCAGGCCUUCUCGGAGAUGCUCCAGAGCCUGGUGGUGAAAGACCCACAUUUGGAAAAUCUCGAUGCCAUUUUUAAGCACAUGGACCCCUGGCUGCAGUCGGUUGUAGACCACGAACGGGAACGGGCCACGGCCAGCAUGGCCCAAGUGCUCAAGUGCUUGUCCAGACACCUCAGCCUCAAGCUUCCGCUGCAGUUCCAGAGACUUGGCCACCUCGUGGCCAUGAUGGCUCUGCUGUGUGGGGACCCGCUGAAGGAGGUGGCCGAGGAGGCAGCCGAGGGCACGCACCACCUGCUGCACAUCACCCUGAGGCUGAAGUACAUCACGCAUGACAAGAAAAAUCACCAAGGCUUGAAAAACGCGUUGAAGAAAUGCCGAGGACUCCUGGAGCUGUACAGUAUUAAACAGUUCUACAAUUGUCCCUUCAAAAUUGCCCAGGUCUUUGAAGUUUUUCUCAAUGCAAAUGAGCUCUGCCAAUUUGUAAUGACUACAUUGGAUGGCCUGAACACUCAGAAACAUCCUUGCACCCAGCAGUCGGCCGGAGAAUUGCUAAUAACCUUGGUGAAAAAUGCGGAGUCCCGAUUUGAGAAGGUGCCGGAAAUCAUGGGAGUUAUCUGUGCCCGACUGUCCAUCAUCAGCCAGCCUAGAGUGCGCCAGCAAAUCAUCCAUACCGUGAGUCUGUUCAUCUCCAGGCCCAAGUACACGGACACGGUGCUCAGCCACCUGCUGUGUCACCCGGUGCCAUAUGACAGGCACCUGGCCGAGCUGUGGAGGAACCUGCAGGUGGAGCUGCCCAGCACGACCUGGAUUCUGUGGCGGCUUCUGAGGAAGCUGCAGAAAUACCACAACGUGCCUGCCCGGGAGAAGAUGGCCUACAUGGCUGUGGCGGCGACAAACGCCCUCUAUGAGGUGUUCGUGGGCAACAGGCUCCGGGCAGCGACGUUCCGACUCCUCCCUCAGCUCCUCAUGACCCUGCUCGUCCAGGUUCACCACAGCAUUGGCCUCAGCAUGUCCGACGUCGCCAUCCCCAGUGGCCUCUACACAGGGCGGGAAAUGUCGUCAGAGGUCACCCCUUUGUGCCUCGCCCUGCAGGCCACAAAGACGCUUCUCCUCAGAACACUGUGCUGGCAGGAGUUCUACACCAUUGAAAGGAACAGGGGCUGGAGUCUUCUGGGUGGAAGUGACUGCCAUCUUCAGGGAGUGUUUCUCCUUGCCAAUACACUGCUGGAAAGAAAUCACCUGCUGGCACACAAGGUCAUGUACUUGCUGGUCCCUCUGCUCCACCGAGGGAACGACAAGCACCAGCUCACCGCUGCAGGCUUUUUUGUGGAGCUGCUCCAGAGUCCAGUGGCUAAGCGCCUGCCUGGCGUCUACUCCAUGGCCCGCCUGAGAGAAUGGCUACACUGUGGAAAUGAUCUCUUCAGAAUCCUUGCCCUGAGAGGGCUGCACAACCUCGUCAGACACCAGGAGAUGCAGGAAGACCUCAGCCGCCUGCUGCCGUACAUCAUGGACUGCUUGUGCGAGGCCGACAAGAGGAUCGUCUUGCUGGCCAUCCAGAUCCUGCUGCACGUUGUCAAGACAAUGGAUCCCACCACCUUGGCAUCCCUGAUGCGGACUGUGUUCUCCUUGUUUGGUGACGCGAGACCUGACGUGCACCACUUCUCCAUGACCCUCUUUGGAGCUGCCGUAAAGUCCGUGAAGUGCACAGAUAAGAAGGGCGUGGAAAGCCAAGUCCUGGGCAGCCUGGUGCCGCUGCUGCUGUAUUCUCAGGACGACACUGACACAGUCGCUGAGGAGAGCAGGCGAGUCCUCGGCAUCUGCGCCACGUUCCUGAAGUGGAAGCUGCCCCCAGAAGUGUACUGCAAAGAUCCCUGGUGCCUCAGACCCACGGAGGUCGGGACGAUCUGCAGAUUCUUCGGAAAAAAAUGCAAGGGGAAAAUUAACAUCCUUGCCCAAACAUUGAUGUACUCCAAGGAUGCCAAACUUCCCAUCAGAAGAACUGCGGUCUUGUUUGUAGGGCUCUUUGCAAAGUACAUGGAUCGCAGUGAGCUCCAGUCGCAGGGCACUGGCUGGAUAGAGGACGAUCUGAGAAUUCUGUUGCAUGACCCUGAGCCCUCUCUGCGCAUGAUCGCCUCCCAGGCUCUAUUCCAAGUGCAGAGGACGAGGACUGAGCCAGAAUCUGAGCAGACAGUUUGCUGGUUGAGGAAGCGCAUGGGCUGUCACCCUGCCUAAGAGUGCAAGGCAGGCAACAUCAGAUGGAGAAGCUGUGGAAUUGAACAUGAAAUUGACUUGCCCAAGGUCACACAACUAGAAAAUGGCAAAUGUAGGGUUGAAAGCCAAGUACUCUGGUCCCACAGCCCACUUCCUUGACUUGUCUGUGCUGCUCU